Ictalurus furcatus (blue catfish) is the source of this 2453-nucleotide messenger RNA. RefSeq names its product activating signal cointegrator 1 complex subunit 1 (gene ascc1). The record is from RefSeq and is a predicted model, not a curated record. Gene Ontology annotation, molecular function: RNA binding. The transcript is spliced from 10 exons. Gene Ontology annotation, cellular component: nucleus. Lineage: Eukaryota; Metazoa; Chordata; Actinopteri; Siluriformes; Ictaluridae. Bases 71 to 1360 code for a protein of 429 amino acids. Gene Ontology annotation, biological process: regulation of DNA-templated transcription; DNA alkylation repair.
GGUGACGUUGCGGAAGUAGGAAGUCUACUUGAGAGCAUCUGGAAGGUAUUUAACUGAAUAGUAGAUCGCUAUGGACGUAUUGAGGCCAGCACUCAUUAACAUCAAUGGCAGGAUUUACCGCAGAAAUCCUGUUAAAGAAGAACAUUAUGAAGAUGAAGAGGAGGAAGCUUUCUCAUACUCUGGACCAGUCAGUGACCAGUGCAUGGAUGAACCUUGUGACACGAGUAACAUUGAGCAGACAGACCAGGGCUUUCGCUGUGCCAUAGAGGUCCCGAGUGUUCUUUACAAGUACAUCAUUGGAAAGAAAGGCGAGACACGGAGACGACUGGAAGCAGAGACUAAAACUACAAUCAGCAUUCCAAAACAAGGAGUAGAAGGACAGAUAGUGAUCACAGGCUCUCAUAAGGCAGCAGUAGCGUCAGCUGUAACACGUGUCGAGGUUUUGAUCGAGAGCUUCCGCAGGAAACAGCCGUUCUCUCACUUUCUGUCCUUCGCUCUGAACCACCCACCGAUUCAGGAAGGGUUUAAACGCUUUAAAGGGGAAGUUUUGGAUCACUGCUCUCAGGAUAUGAGAGUGGAUGCGAGCAUCUUUCAAAAUCACGCGAAGCUGCACCUCACCAUAGGAACCCUUGCCCUCCUAAAUGAACAGGAAGUGAUGCGAGCAUCUGAGCUUCUCACACAGUGUCAAGGUUUCAUCAGAGACAUAACAGAAGGAAAGCCAUUAGCUCUGGAGGUAAAAGGAAUAGAGUACAUGAAUGAUGAUCCCUCCAUGGUGGACGUCCUGUAUGCCAAAGUGUGUGUUCAGGAUGGCUCUGACAAACUGCAGCAGAUCGCAGACAGGCUGGUGGAGUGUUUUGUAGCAGCAGGACUGAUGGUGAAAGAGUGGGACAGAGUGAAGCUUCACGCUACUGUCAUGAACACAUUGUUCAGGAAGGAUCCCUCAGCCGAGGAUAAAGGAGGUGCAGGAAGGCCCAGUGUGAAAGAUCGAGAAGCUUUUGAUGCCAGGAACAUUUUGGAGAGCACACUUCAGCCUUCUUUGCAAAUCUCCUUAGCUACCACCAUGGCUACUUUACCACAUAAUGCUUUGCGUACACCUAAAUUUUGCCCUAACAUAAAAAAAUACAUUGGCUGCAGUUUUCCUGGUGACCAAAUAAAUGUCUCCACAAGUUCAAAACUGUCAGUUAUUCUCACACAGUCAUACACGCAUAACGCAUAUGCAUUAUAUAUAAAGUGCGGUGAUAUGUCAGAUAGUGGUGUGAGACAGCAUAAAUUCCACAAAUUCUGCACCAUUUUUAUUUCUGUCAUGUUUAGUGUUGGACAGAAAUGUGCAUGGUUUGCUGAUAGGCAGUUAGUACCGUGAUUGCUACAUUAACGGUGCUGGUUACUCUUUUGAGGAAGAAGUCCUUAUUUCUCUUUUAACAAGUGAUUUUAAAUUUACUCUCCACUCUGUCAUACAGAGACAUGUUUUUGUCACCGUAAUCCAUUAAGCCUUAUGCAUUUUUAAUAUGAACAGACUGCACUGUUCAUGUGUCUUUGUUUGCAUCUGUACUAUACAGCAUAAACCUGACAACUGCCACAGUUUAUAAGGUUCCUCGUGCACAUUUAGGGUUCAUUUGCACUGGGCCGCCCCCUACUGGUGGUAGCAGAAUUACAAGUUGUUUUUUUAUUUGGUGUCCAACAAGUACACACUGUUCAGCAGCAGUUUACACACUUCCCAGAAGUGUUGUUCAUGUGAGUAUGUUCCUCAUAGUUAUCCUUGAUAUUUACAUUUGUGAUAUGUGAUAUGACCAGUUCAUUUCAAGAACAUCAACAGAUAAACAGAGAAUGAGAUAGUGGUUGUUGCUAUAUAUAGUGCAGUAUGAUAUAGGUUUUAGGUUAUGAUAUAGGUAUGAUAUAGGUUUAGACAUUAAAAAAAAACUUAUAGUGAGUGACAUUUUAAUGGAUUCUCUCUCUCUCUCUCUCUCUCUCUCUCUCAGAGAUUUAAGGAGUUUUAUUUUGGUAAAUGUCAAUUAGACUCGGUGCAGCUCUCUCAGAGAUUCUCCUCCGACUGUACAGGAUACUACUCAUCUGCUGGAAGAGUCACCUUCAUCUGAUCUGGCUGUUCUGUACACACACACACACACACACACACACACACACACACACACACACACAAAUUGAAUCAAAUAAACUGCCAGUGAGGGAUUCUUUAUUAUGGAGUGCAUAUUUUCCACUAUUGUGGAUAAUUUUACACUCUCAAAAAUAUUACACUUUGAAACCUUAAGGAGAAAUUAUUAAAGGUUCCAACUAGAACCCUUUUAGAUAAUAACCUGAACUAUCCAAGGAACCACUGGAGGUUUCUUUUUUUUCUAAGAGUGUACAGUUUGGCUACUGAAAGUGCUGUUAGUGAUAUCAGUGGUGCAUGCUUUUGGUGGCAAUAUAAUUUUAUUACAUUAAAAUAAGUUUCAUCAGUC